Oreochromis niloticus (Nile tilapia) is the source of this 1698-nucleotide messenger RNA. Its product is annotated as lysophosphatidic acid receptor 6. The record is from RefSeq and is a predicted model, not a curated record. The transcript has a single exon. Gene Ontology annotation, molecular function: lysophosphatidic acid receptor activity. Bases 373 to 1446 code for a protein of 357 amino acids. Gene Ontology annotation, biological process: phospholipase C-activating G protein-coupled receptor signaling pathway; positive regulation of Rho protein signal transduction. Gene Ontology annotation, cellular component: plasma membrane. NCBI's taxonomy places the organism in Eukaryota, Metazoa, Chordata, Actinopteri, Cichliformes, Cichlidae.
UUCUGAUUUACAAUCUAGCAGGAGCAGAGUGACGAUCAGCAUGUGCCUUUGGGACUUCAACAACACAGAGAAGAACGAGACAAGUGGAGACCCACUAAAGUGUUCACAGAGCUAAAGGAAAAAAAGCACGACUCUUCUCUUUUAAUACAUUUCUCUUGUGAGGACGACUGAAAACAUGAAAGCUCCACUUAAAUGACCAUCGCUGCACAUACAGGACAGCUGCCACAGCAGGACACGUAGAUGGAAAGGACUUUGGAUGGUAUAUCAAGGAGCUGCUGUAUACCUACCUUUUUUCAUGACAUAACGAACACUAACUGUGAGUAAAGACAACCUUUUCACUGUGUAAGUGUAAGUGUACACUCUGGUUUAAAGAUGGAUAACAGUACGGACUGCAACAAGAGUGACGACUUCAAGUAUAUACUCUACGCCUCGGUUUUCUCCAUGGUGUUUGUAGUCGGACUUGCCUUCAACGCGGUGGCUGUGUACAUUUUUGGCUGUACGCUGAAGAUACGGAACGAGACCACGACAUAUAUGAUGAACCUCGUGGUUUCGGACUCUCUCUUUGUCCUCAGCCUACCUUUUCGGAUUGUGUACUUCAUCAGACGUGACUGGCUCUUUGGAAGUGCGCUCUGUAAAAUCUCCGUGGCCCUAUUCUACACCAACAUGUACGGCAGCAUCCUCUUCCUCACCUGCAUCAGUGUCGAUCGUUUUCUGGCAAUUGUGUAUCCAUUUCGGUCCCAAACAAUUCGUACGAGGAAAAAUGCCAAGCUGGCUUGCCUUACAGUUUGGGUGAUCAUUCUCUCUGGAGGUAUAACCACUGGGGUCUUUUUGGACACCACUUCACCGAACAAUACUAACUCGGACUCGGUAAACUCAACGCCACAAUUUUGCUUUGAAAACUACUCAAAAAAACAAUGGAAGGCUGAGCUUUCGUGGGUGGUGAUGUUUAUUGAGACUGCGGGCUUCCUUAUCCCACUGAUGUUAAAUGUGUUCUGCUCCGUCAUGGUGCUAAGGACACUGAGGAACCCCAAAACCAUCAGCCGCGGAGGAAACCUCAACAAAGCAAAAAUCCUGAGGAUGGUCUUUGUGCAUUUGCUCAUCUUCUGCUUCUGUUUCAUUCCCUACAAUGUGAAUCUCAUCUUCUACACCUUGGUCCGCUCCAAAAUCCUAAAGGGAUGCUUUGCAGAACAUGUUGUAAGAACCAUCUACCCCAUCGCUCUGUGCAUAGCGGUGACCAACUGCUGCUUUGAUCCAGUUGUCUACUACUUCACUUCAGAGGCCAUUCAAAGCUCCAUUAAACGAAAGUCUUCAGCAUGGAAAAAUGGUGCCAGGCUAUUCGAAAGACUACAGAUGGACAGCUCGCAAAGCAGCCCAAGUUUAACGCCCAAGAGUUUGACGCUGAAGAGUCUGAGACCCAAAAUAUUUGACAAUGAGUCCACGGUGUAAAGACAGCUUGGUAAUGUGAGCUACAAAUUUGACUUAAGCGAGUAUGGCUGACAAAACUUGAUUCAAAUCAGAGGACAUGGGUGAAAACAGAGUGCCUUGGGAAAACAACAUAAACAAAAUGGUUACUAGGGAGUCCGGCUCACCUAUUGGACACAGCAGAGACUUUAGACCGGAAGAUAAUGAUUCAGUCAACAACAGGCACUAACACAAAGCAUUUUAAAAUAGGUGUGUAGGCUUUUGCACAAAAAAGAA